Meloidogyne enterolobii is the source of this 1062-nucleotide messenger RNA. Lineage: Eukaryota; Metazoa; Nematoda; Chromadorea; Rhabditida; Meloidogynidae. The record is from the annotation of a GenBank genome assembly.
AUGCCACCAAAGCCUAAAAUAGUAAAAUCAACAAAUAAUCAAAGUAAUGUCCAAAAUAAUCAACAAAAUAUUAUUCAACAGCAACAACAACAACAACAGGCUUUUCAAUCAAUUCCCCAAUCUUCAUUAUUUUCUUCUUUUAAUUCAAAACAGCCUUCAAUUUCAUUUACUACCUCAAACACAGCAUCUACUAAUUCUUCCAAUAAUGUUAUCUCUCCAACAAAUACUUCAAAUUUUGCCUCUUUUGGUGGAAAUAUUAUGGUUGGAGCUGCAACAAAUCAACAGCAGCAGCAACAAACACCAGGGACAUCACAAAGGAAAAUCCAACAACAAAUGGUUCAGUUGCUUGUUCCAACAUCUGUUCCUUCUCAAUUAGUUAACAAUAAUGAAGUUAGUAAUGCUGGUGGUUCUUCUGUUGGAGUUUCCAAUUCGGGAGGAAUACAAACUUCAACAAUAACACGUCCAAACCCUCAAAUAAUUUUUUUACAACAACCUCAACAGACUUUACAACAAAAUGUAACACGUUCAGCUGUUGGCAGUAAUAAUACAAAUAGUACCCCAACAACUUCACCUCCUGUCGCUACAUCAGCAAUUCCAUUCCAAUCUACUGCAGCACUUGGUGGUCAAUUUGUUCUUUUAGCAGCAGCUACUCCAGCAAAAGGAAAUGGUGGACAACAACAGUUUCAACUUAUUCCUAUUACUCAACUUAUUACUGCACAACCUUGUACUUCAACUCAACAAAUAAAUUCUACUGGGAAACAACCUCAAUUAUUAUUCCAAGUGGCUGGUCAAACAAUUCAGAAUAACAAUAAUCAAAAUAAUGGACAGCCUUUAUUAUUAUCAUCUCAACAACAACAGCAACCUGUGCAGACAAUUCAAUUCCAACCAAUUGAUCCAAGUAAAUUUAUGUCUGGUGGUGUCGUUACCUCUUCUACUGCUUCUACUACUGUCACAACUAACCAAGUCAGUAAUAGUGCUGGUAUAACAACACAGACUGGUCUUUCUACACAAACAAUUCCAACUUCAGCACGCAAAGUGCCAGCACAGACUAAGGUUUUUUGA